AGGGGCGCAGAAGCGUUUCUCAACACACAAGGGAAAGGUCAAAAACUGUUUUUUUUCGCCCCGAAUUUUCCAAGUUUGGGCCCCAAAAUCGAGUGAAAACUCGUCGAAAAGUGGCAAGCAUCGCCUCAGCCACGAUGACGUGCUUCAUUUGCCUCCGCACUGGCAAAAAGGUGUUCAACAUCAAUUUGCCUUGCGGUAAGGGCCAGAAUACCAUCAAAGCGGACAUCAUCGAGUUUGUUGGCGAUAAAUCCAUCGCAGCAUAUUUAACAGACGACCACAAUUGCUGUUCAGUAUGUAUGAACGUCCUGGACGACAUCGUCCGCUACAAGGACAAAUUAGUCGAUCAAAUAAUGAAAAGGAACCUGACCCAACCAGAUUUGGGCAGGAUUUGGAAUUUCGUAGCCAAAAGCGAGGCCAAGAGCGAAUUCAAAGAAAAAAGCGACCCGAUGUCGCACUUAAGAUCCGUCACUUCGCCUCUAUCCUCCAGAGCCUCGACUCCGUCGAUUUACUACGUUAAAAAAACCAAGUCUUAUGACAAUCUGUUGGAAAAGGAAGUCGAAAGGCGAGAAUCUUACAAGAGGGACAUGCAGCAUUAUGCCAGACAAUGCGCUGCAAAAAAAAUCGAUUUAGCCACCAGAGAAAAAUACUUAAUAAAAUCAAAAUCAAAGAAAAUGAAAAGAGAUAUUGUCAAUAACUUCUCAAGAAAUAUGUACGAUAGACCAGUCAGCUCAGCAAGCGAACUAAGCUGCGUCAGCUAUAUGGCAGAAGAAAAACGCCAACCGCCUCAGCCAGUAAAACGCAAAAUCAUUUACGACGGCGACGAAAUCGUUUUUCCAUUGAAAAGAACCAGAUCAGUGUCGAGGAGUCACCAGGAAAAUGUCCACGAAAGGGAGAAAAAGAAGGCUCUGCUCGAUGGACAACAGUUGGAAGACACGAUGGACACUUGCGAAGUUUGCAAGUGCAGCUGCUUCAGGAAUAUGGACAUUUAUACGGCUCACAUGGUACAAGUGCACGGAUUGAGCGGCCGGUUUGGAUGCAAAUAUUGUGACAAUCAAUAUUUGACAAAAGAACACCUCGCCUACCACAUAUCAAAAACCCAUCGGAAUUCGAUAGCGUGUCCGAUAUGCAAAACAAUAAAUCCGGACAGCAAUUCCGAAACAUUUGCCAGCCACAUGGAGCAACACAUAAAAGAACUCUACGCCUGUCGUUUUUGCAACAAGCCCUUCGACACCAAAGAGAACCUGAACGAGCACAUUUUCACCAAACACAAACGGAAAAGGUUGUUUUACACCAAAAACGAAGUCCGGAUUUUAUCGAAUUGCACCUAUAAACCUGAAGUUGUCGAAAAUAAAACCCCCAGAAAAUACAAGUGGAUUGAUUACGGAAAUGUUUUGGAAAAAGAUGAGGUUGGGUUUAAGCCCAGCACUUGGCAGGAUUGUGAUUAUGAAGAUCAGGACGAGGAAACUUUUGAAAGGUUAACUGGAACACCGGACUCAGAAGGCAGCAUGUACGAGUACAAAGGUAUUCCGCCAAAGAAUACCAUCAGCAGGAAAUGCGGAACAGCUUUACGUCCAGGUUCUUCUUUGAGCUUAAAAUCGACCAGCUCCAGCGGUUAUUAUACAAAUUUUUCAAAAGGAGGACGAAAUAUUUCAGGGGAAAGUGGCCGGUCUACGCCUUGGUCAGUUGUUGGAGGCGAGGAAGAUCAAGAAGUAAUGAGGGCGAUGAACAAUCAAACUCCUUUCGAUUUGGGCUCUGUAAGGGAUUUGGAAUCCAGAAAUACUGAAGUGGCUGAAAUUUUGGCUGGAGAAGAAGAUGAAUAUGAUCCGCAAUCUUACGAGGACAGCGCUGAGGAGGUGGAUAGGGAAAGUAACAGUGACGAUAUGGAUAUUAUGGAGAAUCAAUAUUUGGUUAACAAUAGUUUUGUUUCUUCGAUCAAUUAUACAGACGCGGAGCUUUGAAGGAAUGCGGAUUUUGUAAUUUAAUUAUGUAGGUUUUAAUUUUAUUUGAAAUUUUUAUUUUUUACAACCAAAGUUUAAAUACAAAUUGCAAAAACAAAAAACAAAAAAAAAAUGUAAAAUAAGUUAGAAGUAGGUUUUAUUAAUCUAUAUAGGACAGUUUUGUUGUAUGCACUGUUUUUUUUUUUUCGUUUCUUGACCAGUUUUCAGAUGUAGUUGGGCCAAGGCAAAUUAUUUUUCUUGUAUUAAAUUUACGUAGUUUAGGUAAGAUUAAAUUAAUUGUUGAGGAAAAAAAAUAAAAACCUUUUUUUAAAAAAAAAAAUCUAAAUUUCAUGGCUAUCCUUCGCCCAUAACCAGUUCAUUUUGAUGGAGAGUGUGUGCGCCUAUAGUUUGUAUUUGAAUAAUUCUCGUUCUUAGUUUUUCUCUAUUUGGCCGUGAUUUUGAAAUUAAAAAUGAAAUGAAUUUUUUUGGAAAAUUACUGGAGGGAAAGUUAUGAAACUUUUCAGUGGAAAAGAGGAAAGUUAGGAGCUCAUCAUACUAAAAUUUCAAACUUUUCCAUUAAAAAAUAACAGAAUGGGAAAUUAAUGAAAAUCAACUUGUAAAAUUUAAAUUGGGCAAAAAUGCAGCCUCUUACAUUCAAAUUUUUUUCUAGAAAACUACUGAAGGAAAAAUUGUGAAACUUUUAGGGGAAAAAGAAAAAAGUUAGGAGCUCAUCAUAUUGAAAUUUCAAAGUUUUUCAGUGAAAAAUAACAGAAUGGAAAGUUAAGGCAAAAAUGCAGCCUCUCACAUUCCAACUUUUUUCUGGAAAACUACUGAAGGGAAAAUCAUGAAACUUUUAGGAGAAAAAGAGGAAAAUUAGGAGCUCAUCAUACUAAUAUUUCAAACUUUUCCAGUGACUAUUUCACUAGAGUGUUUUACACUGGCAAAAUGUCAUAGGAACGGCCGGUUUCCUACUGAUAAAACUCCUACCUGUUCCUACCUGGACAAAACCAACAUGAUGGUUUUUCAGCGAUAAAAUUUUGUGUGGUUAAUGUAAAAAACUAUUGAGUUUGACAAGUGUCACCUAAAGAAAAUAAAUUCUCCAAAUGAAAAUUUGGCUUGUUUCUCUCGUGAAAUAGUCCAGCCGAAUACCACUCAAGAAAAAAUUAUGUAGGCAAAAUUAUUCUCUUGGUUUUAUUCAAGUUUGUUGCUUUUUGGUAAUUUCACUCAUGAAAUUUUUGACAAAACCACGAGCCGUCAGGCGAAAUGUCAUUCGCGAAAUUGCCAAGCAACAAACUUGC
Messenger RNA from Ceutorhynchus assimilis (cabbage seed weevil), 3235 nucleotides. Lineage: Eukaryota; Metazoa; Arthropoda; Insecta; Coleoptera; Curculionidae. The record is from the annotation of a GenBank genome assembly.